Fonsecaea erecta is the source of this 1551-nucleotide messenger RNA. RefSeq lists its product as hypothetical. The record is from RefSeq and is a predicted model, not a curated record. Gene Ontology annotation, molecular function: carbohydrate:proton symporter activity. The coding region runs from base 1 to 1551 and encodes 516 amino acids. The transcript is spliced from 7 exons. Gene Ontology annotation, biological process: carbohydrate transport; transmembrane transport. Gene Ontology annotation, cellular component: membrane. NCBI's taxonomy places the organism in Eukaryota, Fungi, Ascomycota, Eurotiomycetes, Chaetothyriales, Herpotrichiellaceae.
AUGAUCUCCCUAGUACAGUUUGGGAUUGUUCUCUUCGUCGGCCUGGGAAGUAUCACCUAUGGCUACGGAUCCAGCAUCAUUGCCACAACCACUGGACAGCCUACAUUUCUGUCCUAUUUCGAUCUUGAUACAAGGUCAAAUGCAGCUGCGCUCUUAGGAGCCAUAAAUGGCCUGUUCUCAGUGGGAGGAUUGUUUGGUUGUAUCUCAUGCUUCUGGAUCCCCGACAAAUAUGGUCGCAAAAUGGCCAUCUUGGCCGCUUCCUUCACAUCGAUUCUCGGGAAUGGUCUGGCGGCUGGGAGCGUGCAUAUUGCCAUGUUUAUCAUUGCCAGACUGAUCACCGGGUUCUCCGUGGGAGCCCUGGUGAGUCUCGUUCCUCUAUACCAAAGCGAGAUUUCCCCUCCAAAGAUUCGCGGGCUUCUCGUGGGCAUGCACGGAACAGGCAUCGCCACUGGCUACGUUGCUGCUAGCUGGAUCGGCUUUGGCUUCUAUUUCGUCAGCGCAAGUGGCACGCAGUGGAGAAUGCCGCUGGCAAUCGGGGCACUCUGGCCUCUCCUGCUUGCGGGCGGUGUGCUAUUGAUCCCUGAGUCUCCACGUUGGUUGCUCACAAAGAACCGUCCCGAUGACGCGCUCAAAGCGUUCAGGGCUUGCCGGACCGAGUCUGGACCUCACAACGACGAGCAUGCCAUUAACGAGGAAUUCCACCUGUUGCAUUCUCAAGUCAUUGAAGAGAUGAAGGACCACGUGCCAUUGAAGGAGUUCUUCACAAGGCCCGCUCUGCGCAAGAGAUGCUGGAUCGGUUGGUUGACCAUGGUGGCGGGCCAAUGUACCGGCACAAUUGUUAUCAACAAUUACGGACCAUUCCUUUACCGAAAGCUCGGGUUUACCGUUGUGAACCAGCUUCUAAUCCAGUGCGGUUGGAUCACCGUGUGUCUCCUUGGUAACGCUUUCAACGCCGCAGUCAUCGAUUACUUUGGCAGAGUUCGAAUGCUACUUUUCGGGUUCACUGGAGACGUUAUCGCACUUGCUGGCGAGUGUGCAACGGUUGCUGUCUACCAGAAAACUGGUUCACCCGCUGCUGCCAAAGCCGCGGUGUUCUUCCUUUUCCUCCAUAUUGGAUUCUACGGAUGGACCAUUGAUGCCAGCACCUAUAUCUACGCCACCGAGAUCUUCCCCAACCCACUACGUGCGCGCGGCAUUGGAAUCUCAUGUGCUGGCUUGUUCAUGGCGGUUAUUGUCUUCACCAGUGCCGCGCCUACCGCAUUCAACAACAUUGGAUGGAAAUAUUACCUCGUGUUCUGCAUCCUGACUGCGUUGAACGUCGUUAUUAUCUGGUUCUACUUCCCCGAGACUAAAGGCCUCGCACUUGAAGAUGUCGCCGAGAUCUUCGGCGAUGGUAUCGUUCUCUCCGAUACACGCGAAGAACAGAUCCACCAACGCUUCAAGCAAUCUCACUAUCGCGCUGAGGUCCUUGACGAGGUUACGCACGACGAGCCCGUCGAGAUUCACAUGAAGAGUGAAGAAGACUCCAUGAAGGCUGAGCACAUUCCAUGA